UUUUUUAUUUUUAUUUUUUAAGCUGAAAAGUCAAAUAUACGAGGGAUACAUAUACCAAGCCCGAUGCAUCCAAGAAAAUUAAUUUCUGAAGUCAACUCUUCCAAGUCGUCGAUUUGAACUGGUUCAAUAGUACGUGUUUUCAAUAUUAGAGAGCAGAGUCCUUUAAAUCUAACUGACCACAAGAACAAGAUAAGCACCAAACGAACAUUGCUUUAACAUACAGGAAAGUAAGAGAAAUUGACAAUGGAGUUCUUCAACAAAGCUAAAGUUAUUAGACUCAAAGGCCAUUUGGGCAAAUACCUCGUCGCCGAUGAUGACGAACAAACCGUCCGACAAAGCCGUAACGGUUCAUCAAAAAAGGCACGUUGGACAGUUGAAAUGGUCGCAGACAAUCCUCACCUCAUUCGUCUCAAGAGUUGCCACGAGCGUUAUCUCUCGGCUUCUAACGAUGCUUUCCUUCUUGGAAUGACUGGUAAAAGAGUACUCCAAACCUUACCAAAUAGUGUAACGGAUGGUUCAAUAGAAUGGGAGCCAAUAAAAGAAGGAUAUCAAGUAAAGUUAAGGACAAAGGGAGGGAAAUUCUUGAGGGCAAAUGGAGCAACACCUCCUUGGAGAAAUUCUAUAACUCAUGAUUUACCUCAUAGAACUGCAACUCAAGAUUGGGUAUUAUGGGAUGUGGAUGUAAUUGAUAUAUCAGUAACGAACUCUGAAUCGUUACAGAGUUAUCCUUCAUCUUUAUCGAGCUUCUCUUCUUUUGCCGAUGAUGAUUUUACAGAUUAUUCAAACAAUCGUCGCUCUGUUUCGUCAAUUAACAAUUGUCCAUCCAUUGCUUCUGAUCAUUCUUCACAUCCAAGUUCAACACAGAAUGGGAUGGAAUUUUUUGAAAGAGCUAAAGCAGUAAGACUUCAAAGCCAUUUGGGGAAAUACUUAGUGGCGGACGAAGAUGAACAAACUGUUCGACAGAGCCGAAAUGGGUCGUCGAAUCGGGCACGUUGGAUAGUAGAAUUAGUUGCAGGAAAAAGUCACGUAAUUCGCCUAAAAAGUUGCCAUGGUUUGUACCUAACAGCAACUGAGCAGGCAUUUCUUCUAGGAAUGACUGGUAAAAAAGUUCUUCAAUCUCUUGCAACAAAUAAUAUGGACUCUUCUACCGAAUGGGAGCCAAUAAGAGAAGGAUUUCAUGUAAAGCUUAGAACAAAGGAAGGGAAAUAUUUGAGGGCAAAUGGAGCUACACCACCAUGGAGAAAUUCUAUAACGCAUGAUGUUCCUAAUAGGACAGCUACUCAAGAUUGGGUUUUGUGGGGAAUAGAAGUUGUGGAUAUUAUUAUUUCAGAUACUACUGAUAUUAAUUCAGUGUCAAGUUGUUUAUCGCCUGCAUCAAGUUUUAAUUCUGUUCUAGAUGAUUAUACAGCUUCUCCUGAUAUUGGAUCCCCAAAUGCAGUAAUCUAUCAAUCCCAAAGGUCUGAGAAUACAACCAUGAAACAGAAUUCUGGGAUGGAAUUCUUCAAAAAAGCCAAAUCCGUUAGGCUAAAAAGCCACCAUGACAAAUUCUUAUUAGCUGAUCCUGAUCAAGAAACUGUGUACCAAGAUCGCCAUGGAACUUCCAGAAGUGCAAAAUGGACAAUUGAAUUUCCUGAAGAAAUCGAAAAUGUAAUCCGAUUAAAGAGUUGUUAUGGCAAAUAUCUAACAGCCACAGAUGAUCAAGUCCUUCUUGGUGUCACAGGUAGAAAAGUUGUUCAAAGUUUGCCUAGAAAAUUGGAUUCUUCAGUUGAGUGGGAACCAAUGAAAGAUGGAUUUCUGGUGAAGCUUAAAACUAGAUAUGGGAAUUAUUUACGCGCAAAUAGUGGAUUACCACCUUGGCGAAAUUCAAUUACACAUGAUAUACCUCAUAGACAUCAAGAUUGGAUCUUAUGGGAAGUGGAUAUUAUUGAAAUACUGCCUGAAUCAACAGAAAAAAUUACAGAAUCAGAAUCAUUAGACGAUUAUUCCAGCUCUUCUUUUCAUUUUACAUCCCCCACGUAUUCCAGGACUGAGUCAAGAGAUGCAUUUGAUGCUUCCCCGGUGAAGGCUGAAGGUCGACUAAUAUAUUACCAUGUGGCGGAUGAAAAUGGAAAUGCAAAUGAUGCAGUGGAAGGACCUUCUUUUCAGUUCAAAGGGCAUGGAGUAGAGGAACUGACACAAAAGUUGGAGGAAAUAACAGGGAUGGAGAAUAUUACUGUCUGUUCGCGCAACAAGUUCAAUGGGAAUCUAUAUCCUCUUAGGUUAGCAUUGCCUCCAAAUAAUGCGAAUAUGCAUGUUGUGGUAGUGCCUGAAUCAUCCAAAAGUUAGUAUAUUUGAUCAUCUCCUUGAGAAAGAAGUUGUAUAUUGUGUAUCUCCUUGAGAAAGAAGCUGUAUAUUUCCCUUUUUCGUUUCUCAUGUCUCAAGCUGGAAAGUUAUCCCAAUGUCCUAGAUACAUUUUUCUUAAUUCACAGCUAUUUUCACA
Nicotiana tabacum (common tobacco) is the source of this 2479-nucleotide messenger RNA. RefSeq lists its product as uncharacterized. NCBI's taxonomy places the organism in Eukaryota, Viridiplantae, Streptophyta, Magnoliopsida, Solanales, Solanaceae. The record is from RefSeq and is a predicted model, not a curated record.